Molecule: messenger RNA, 1941 nt
Organism: Brassica napus (rape)
Lineage: Eukaryota; Viridiplantae; Streptophyta; Magnoliopsida; Brassicales; Brassicaceae
Product: auxilin-related protein 2-like
Exons: 9
Coding region: 218-1705 (495 amino acids)
Biological process (GO): clathrin coat disassembly; clathrin-dependent endocytosis
Cellular component (GO): vesicle; intracellular membrane-bounded organelle; cytoplasm
Molecular function (GO): clathrin binding
Source: RefSeq, a predicted model, not a curated record
AUCAAUCGUCAUCGUCGUCGUCGGUGCCUUCCUUGUCAGAUUUUUAUUUGUAGAGAGAGAAAAAAGGAGACGACGAUUGUUUUCUUUCCAUCUUUCUACAUUCUCUCCGUUAAUCCACUAUUCAGAGAUUCCCUCUCUCCCAUCUUCAUCAUACGAUCCCUGAUUUUCACGGGAUCGAUCCGGACUGAAUCUGUAUUUCUCAGAUCAAUCGGAUCCAAUGGACGAGUUUGGUGUUCUUACGGAGCGCUAUGGGAUCAAGCCCCAAGGCAAAUCUGCUCCAAUGGCUGCCUCCAAGCGUUCUCACAACACUUCCGAUUGGAAAUCGUACGCUUCUUCUUCUUCUUCCAAUAAGGUAUCUGGUAACGGUGACGACAUUUUCUUCACCUCGAGCUCGACUACUACUACCAUGAACGGCGCGAGUUCUGGUGAUUUCGAUGUUUUCGGUGGGAUGAACAAUAAGAAUAGCAAGUCGUCAUCUUCAGCGCAUGCUGAUGACUUGUUUGGUGCUAUGCCCACCGCUCCCAAUAAUGAUGAUGAUAUUUUUGGAUCAUUCUCUUCCUCUACCAAUCAAUACCCUCCCGUUGAUGAUUUGUUGGCUGGAUUUGGUGCUCUUAAAUCCCAGACCUUCAACCUCAACAAUUCAUCCGCUUCUGAUGAAUUGAUUCCUGGUUUUGGUUUUGGUACUUCUCACAGCAAGACUACGGCAUCCAACUUUGUUGAUACUGACCCUUUUGUGGUUCUGGAAUCAUCUAUGUCCGGCGCACAUUCUUCUUCCGGUAUCUUCGUGGAUCCACUGGAUGCAUUUGCUGCUUCCGUCAGCUCUCAGGGGCAAAAACCAUCUAAUAAUACCACACAUUCUUCUACAAAGCUCAAGCCUCCCCCUAAACCAACGCAAAAAGUGAACAGAGCUAAAAGUUCUGUGAUGUCUUCAGUAGACGAACUUGACGACUUUGCCAUGGGUGGUACCAUGCGCCGUAGUGCCUCGGCCUCUGACGCUGCUAGUAAAUAUAGAGAAGCUCAAGAGACGAAACAGUUUGGUGUUGAUGACCUUGACUCCUUUUUCAGCUCUGGGCCUCGCUCCAGCAGUGUGCCCAAAUCUCGGACAGCAACUGAAGCACUUCGCAAGCCAGCAGUCAACGUCCCAAAAAAGACGACUAAUGGGGUUUCUAGUGCAAAGAAGCCUCCUGCUCCAGCAGCAAAUCUGGUGGAUGACUUUUCUGCGCUUUUUGGAGAGGAUCCUCCUAUAUUUAAAGAAUUUGAGGAAAUCCCAGGGGAGACCGAAGAACGAAGAAAGGCCAGAUGGGAUCGUGAACAGAGAACAAAGAGCCGUGUGGCACAAGCUGUAGCUGAUAUGAACAACCGUGAUCAUCAAUCUCGGAUCGAACAAGAACAGAGAACUAGAAUUUCUGAGACUGCUGAUGCUGAGAUAAAGCGUUGGGCAACUGGAAAAGAAGGAAACAUGCGUGCCCUGUUAUCUUCCUUGCAAAUCGUACUCUGGCCUGGAUGUGGUUGGGAGGCUGUUUCUCUAACAGAUUUGAUUACUUCUUCAGCAGUCAAGAAAGUCUAUAGAAAGGCAACGCUGUAUGUCCAUCCCGAUAAAGUUCAGCAGAAAGGAGCCACCCUUGAACAGAAAUAUAUUGCCGAAAAGGUUUUCGACAUUUUGAAGGAAGCCUGGAACAAGUUCAACAAAGAGGAGCUCUCGUAAGCCCAUAUAUGUUUCGGAUCUAGUUUCCCCCAGAGUUCUUCGUUUCAGGUUUGAGAACAGUUUCCUUCCAGUUGAGCUUGAAUCAGGACAGAGUACGUCUAGCAAUGGUUGAGUAAGAGGUAGAGACACUUAACAAGACUGGGUAACUGCUUUUUUGUGUCUCUAUGUAUCUCUACCCAAAAUCGUCUGCGAGUCUCUCUCUCUCUCUUUCUCUCUCUCUCUCUCUCUCUCUCUCU